CUCUCGUCCGUCCCCAGCCCUUCUGCCCUCCUCCUCCUCGUUCUCUCCCCGUCGGUUCCGCAUGCUGCUCUGCCUGCUCUGCCGCCCGCUCCAUUGUAUCCGUGCUGCGGGCCGCCCUCCCUCCCGUUCCCUCAUGGACCUCAGGGAGCUCGUCGCCGCCCUGAAUGACUUCGCCUCCCCGUCCCUGGCUGAGAGCUGGGACAACGUGGGGCUGCUGGUGGAGCCCAGCCCUCCCCACGCCGUGCGCACCCUGCUCCUCACCAACGACCUGACCGAGCAGGUGAUGGAGGAGGCGGUGCAGAAGAACGCGGACCUCAUUCUGUCCUAUCACCCUCCCAUCUUCGCUCCGCUCAAGCGGGUCACAUGGAGGACCUGGAAGGAGCGGCUGGUGGUCCGGGCUCUGGAGCACAGGAUCGGGAUCUACUCCCCGCACACAGCGUACGAUGCUGUACCCCAUGGAGUCAACACCUGGCUGUCCAAGGGACUCGGUGCCUGUACUUCUGUCCCACUGCACCCAUCAACCGCUCCAAGCCACCCGACUGAGGGCACUCACCAGGUAGAAUUCUGUGCAGACUCUACAGAGCAACUAGACACAGUGCUGUCCAAAAUCAAAGACAUCCCAGAGAUCUUCUGUCUCACCACUCUCCCUGUCAGGGCUGACAGGGAGGAGCAGACACGAGUCAGUCUGAACUGCUCUCAGAAAGCACUGCUGGAGGUAGUGGCGUUAUUGUCCCAGAACAGCCUUCUUUAUCACAAGACUGAGAUUCUCUUACUACAAAAGCCUCUUCUUCCACAUACUGGAAUGGGACGUCUCUGCACACUGAGUGAGCCAGCUUCCUUGUCAGACAUAAUUGAGCGUAUCAAAAGCCACCUCAAAUUACCCCACGUUCGCCUUGCCAUGGGAACAGGCAAGACACUCGAUUCUCCAGUGAAGAAAGCUGCUCUCUGUGCUGGUUCUGGGAGCAGUGUCCUGAAGGGAACGGAAGCUGAUCUCUAUCUCACAGGAGAGAUGUCUCACCACGAUGUUCUGGAUGCAGUUGCCAACGGUAUAAGUGUUAUUCUGUGUGAACACAGUAACACUGAGCGAGGCUUCUUGUCAGAGCUGCGUGACACCCUAACUGCUCACCUACAGAACAAGGUCAACAUCAUUAUGUCUGAGAAAGACAGAGAUCCCCUCCAGGUGGUGUAACAGGGAGAAGGAAAAAAGAAAUGAAGUGAGAGAAUGCAGUCAAGAGUUUAAUAGUAUAUUGCACAGACCUAUGCAAAUGCAAGCUGAAUGAAGAUGCUCUGAACUGCUCAGUAUAGCAUUGCAUUCUAUGGUCACCCAGUGUCUGGGAUAUAAAUUGUCAUCUAUCAGAUAAGUAAUAAACAUUUGUUUCAGUCUACUGAAAGAUGAUUUACUUAAUAACUGGGCUCCCACUUGAAUAGUGUAUAAUAACAGUAAAUUUAUUAUUACAUAUAUUUGAUAACUGCACUGCUCAGGGGUUAGAAGGAUAAAAUAUGAAAAUCUGACUUAGCUCCAUUUUUAAUACUUGUAACUCUUAAUUACAAGAUUACUAAAACUGAGCAAGUAGUAUUUCCACUAUCAAUAAUGAUUGAAGGGCUUUGGUGUUUCCUUUUUUUAAAAAAAAAAAAAAAAACCUCCCAGUAGAGUAUGUUACUGUCUCUGGAUUCUGUACACACCAGAAGAAUAUUUAAACAAUCUGAAAAUACUUCCAUUGCAAACUAAUAAAUGUCUGAGUGGCAUCACUUUAAA
Coturnix japonica (Japanese quail) is the source of this 1756-nucleotide messenger RNA. It is a transcript of the gene NIF3L1, whose product is annotated as NGG1 interacting factor 3 like 1. Gene Ontology annotation, cellular component: cytoplasm; mitochondrion. NCBI's taxonomy places the organism in Eukaryota, Metazoa, Chordata, Aves, Galliformes, Phasianidae. The record is from RefSeq and is a predicted model, not a curated record.